Molecule: messenger RNA, 1322 nt
Organism: Rhinichthys klamathensis goyatoka
Lineage: Eukaryota; Metazoa; Chordata; Actinopteri; Cypriniformes; Leuciscidae
Gene: b3gnt2l
Product: UDP-GlcNAc:betaGal beta-1,3-N-acetylglucosaminyltransferase 2, like
Exons: 1
Coding region: 18-1280 (420 amino acids)
Cellular component (GO): membrane
Molecular function (GO): protein N-acetylglucosaminyltransferase activity
Source: RefSeq, a predicted model, not a curated record
AACAGAGUUGUUGUAAAAUGAGAAAGUAUACUAAAAUCUUCAUUGUAGCAGUAGCUAGCUGCCUUUGCUUUGUCAUAUUCUAUUCCUCACUAACGGAUGUGGAACGCACACAAAGAGACUUGGCCACAAUCCCUUUGGUUGCAACUGCCAUUUCUAGAAAACCCACAGCUGUACUGACAAAAACGAUAAAAAAACCCCCAAAAAGUGUUACGCCUAAAGAACUUCCUCCCCUUACUAUUUCUGAGAAGUUUAGAAAUGACGUUCCCAAAAACGGUGCCUUCUGGAACCGAAAGCUUCAUUCUCUCCUUAGGCAGUUUGACUCCGCCAACAAUGAAACGCAUAGGGAGCCGCAUAAAAAGUUUCACUGUCAUCCUGAGAGUUUAGAGUUGCUACAAACGAACAUUCAGGAUAUUCAUACGUAUCCCCCUCUUUACGGAGACUUCCUUAAAGGUAUGGAGUGUCGAGACCCACCGGUUCUUCACGAUCAGCCUGACAAGUGUGCGUCGGAUCAAAUUUUCCUUCUCUUUGCAAUCAAAUCCAUCCCAAAGCACUUCGAGAGGCGCCAAGCAGUCCGGGAGACCUGGGGAAGAGAAGGGUUGUAUGCAGACGGACUUCAGGUACGAACUGUCUUUCUGCUGGGUCGAUCAUCUGCGGAUGAUCCCAGUCUCGACAAAAUGGUUUCAUUUGAAGCUCAGCAGUUUAAAGACCUGCUCGUUUGGGAUUUUCACGACACCUUUUACAACCUGACUCUCAAGGAGCAUGUGUUCUUCAAGUGGAUGCUGGAUCAAUGUCCUCAGGUGCCUUUCAUUUUUAAGGGCGACGAUGAUGUUUUUGCCAACACUCAAGCAAUCCUGAAUCACCUGAAGUCUCUUGAUCCCGCACAGGCCUCGACGUUGUACACUGGGCAGAUAAUUUCUGAUGCCACGCCAUUACGGGACCCUAAAAUCAAAUAUUAUGUUCCUCAGUCUUUCUACGAAGGUCCAUACCCUCCUUAUGCUGGUGGCGGUGGAUUCCUCUUUUCUGGAAACCUUCUCCCAUCUCUUUACCACGUUUCCUUUUACAUACCCUUCUACCCUAUCGAUGACGUCUACAACGGGAUGUGCUUUAAAGCAAUUGGAAUCACUCCGACCAAACACGAUGGUUUCAAGACAUUUGACAUUCGGGAGCAAGAUCGAGAGAACCCCUGUGUGCACAAAGACUUGCUCCUGGUGCACCAACGCAACCCUCGGCAGACCAUGAGAUUGUGGAGGAAUAUGCACAGCUCCAUGCUGACCUGCUGAUAUGUUUGGUCAAUUGUAAACGGACUAUUAUUAGACCAAUUA